Arctia plantaginis is the source of this 675-nucleotide messenger RNA. The record is from the annotation of a GenBank genome assembly. Lineage: Eukaryota; Metazoa; Arthropoda; Insecta; Lepidoptera; Erebidae.
AUGAGUCUACAGUGGACAAUAAUUGCGACGUUCUUAUACGCCGAAAUAGCGAUAGUUCUUCUUUUGACAUUGCCGGUCGCGAGUCCUUCAAAAUGGAACAAAUUUUUCAAAUCAAAGUUUCUGGCUUACAUAAGUGGUCAAGCGUCUAUUUACUUCCUAAUACUGAUUGGAGUGUUAGUACUAUGCCUUCUCGAUGCGAUCCGGGAAAUGCAAAAGUAUUCAAACAUCGAAUCCUCAGACCACCAACAUCUGGAUGCUGAAAUGCAAGGUAACAUGAGGCUAUUCCGUGCUCAGAGGAACUUCUAUAUCUCUGGUUUCGCAUUAUUCCUACUGGUUGUCAUCAGGCGGUUGGUGCAGAUGAUUACUCAACUUGCAACUUUAUUGGCUCAGUCUGAGGCUAACUUCCGUCAAGCACAGAGUGCGACAGUUACAGCCAGAACGCUCUUAGAUCAGCAGGGAGCCGGCGAUGAGAAGAGCAAGAAGGAACUUGAAGAACUUAAGAGUCAAAUUGAGUUGUUGGAGAAAGAUCUUAUUCGAGAGAAGAAGGACAAGGAAGCAGUGAAAUCACAGGCCGAGAGUCUUAAUAAAGAAUAUGACCGUCUGGCAGAAGAACACAGCAAAUUGCAAAAGAAAGUGACGGUAGCCAGUGGAGGAGACGGCAAGAAAGAUGAAUAG